UAGCCUCUGUGUGUUAACCACAUUAUGUCAUGUUGCUGUCAGCAUCCAAAAUGUUGCUGAUCUUCAUAAUUAAUAUGGCCUCGGUUUCUGAAAUGUCCGGUCUACAUACCACAUACUUGAACACUCUUCACACAAAUGGCAUCCUACUCCUGUAGUUCACUACUUUUGACCAGAGCCUGAUACAAAUGUCUUGUAAUAAUCUCCCAGUAUUCGACUUCUCGAUUCUAUUACACGUGGUUAAGUUUGCUUAAAAUGUGUUUUAACUUACCCCUCUCCUUUCUGUACUUUCGGAGUCUCUCUCUCUGUAUGUAUCGAUGAGCUAUCGAUGAUAGGUAUCGAUAUACGGAGUCCACGCCCCUCUGAGUCCUAUAAUAAAGCCAGCAUCUGGAAACAGCGGCAAUCAAGCGUCAAACACAGCAUCACACGGGAGGCAUUCAACAAGUACACAACACUACCGACGGAGAUCUAUUCAUAGUCUGUGAUACUUGUUUUCUGGGGAAUUCAUUUAAAGGCUUGAACAAGACAAUUUUGGACAAUUAUUGUACCCUCGAUAGAGUCAUUCUUUACUUAGAAUCCAACGACACUUAACAUGGUUCUCCUGCGGUUAGUAGCGUUACUCCUUGCGGUCACGUGCGCCACCGGAGAGGCGAGCGCCAAAAUCAACUCCAUCAAAACGGUGCUGCCGGAGCCGCACGCGACAGCAGCUGGCAGGUCCAGGGCGGGAUCACCACAGGUCUAUCCCUGCAGUAGCGACCUGGCAUGUGGCGAAAGAAGCUUCUGUCACGCCCCUUCCAGAAACCCCGCCCCAAAGAGCUGUCACGCCUGCAGAAGGCGGGCGAAGCCGUGCCGUAGAGAUGCCAUGUGUUGCCCUGGCAACCACUGUAGCAACAAUGUCUGUACUCCUCUGUAUGAUAGGGGAGCGUCUCAUCGUAUCCCAGCGGUUGAGGAAAACCACAGGAAGAAGGUGGGAUGGAGGACAAAGACUCACACCAAGCUGCCCACCAUCAAAGGUCACACUGGAGACCCGUGCCUCAGGACCUCAGACUGCUCCGAGGGUCAUUGCUGCGCGCGUCACUUCUGGGGGCGCAUCUGCAAGCUGGUGCUGAAGCAGGGGGAGGUGUGCACACGCCACCGCCGGAAAGAACACCUGCGCCUGGAGCUGUUCCAGCGCUGCGACUGCGGGGAGGGGCUGGCCUGUAAAUCCCACCUCCCCGUCCAGCGCUCACCGCGGUCCUUGUCGUCAACGCCGUCGUCAACGCUGUCGUCAACGCCGUCGCCUCGUGCUCACUUGGCGUCGACCGUGGCGGUAGCAGCCAGAGGCAGGUUGCACCUGUGCCAGGGGAAGUGAGUUAACGAGUCUUAACCACUUCCUGUUCCUCCGCUGACCGCCUCCUCAGGACGGGGCUCAGCCCCUCACAUUGGGGAGGCGUGGGACACCUUCAGAGACUGAGAAAAGAGACAGUGAGGGGAGGGGGAAGGAGGAGAAGGAGGAAGAGGCGUCUGCCUGUAGUUCCUCCUCCCGCCUGGAGUUGUGACAUGUUUCUAAGAGACUCUUGAAGCUCGACUCCGCCUGCUUGGCUUAGGUUUAGUGCUGUAGCACAGUUUAAAGGUCAAGGUGUUUUCUGAUUAGGCACUCAUAUGCAGCGUCCAAUGUAGUGCCGUCUCUGCUGACAGUAACAGAUCUGUUUAAUUAGUAGCCGUUGCUAGUGCAGCUCUUUAGCUCUGCAGAUUAAAUGGAGCUCUAAGCCAUAUUUACAUCUGACUUGAUAUUUUGGGGUAGACAGAUAGGUGUAUGUCAAAUUUUCUAUUAUAUUUUUAAAGUAGAUUUAUAGAAUAUCAUAUAAUUUUUUCAAAAACUGCGGGUCCAUUUGAGGCCAAUUUCACAAAUGCUGGCAGACAAAGAACUCUGGAAUACAUCUUUAACACACAUUCCAAUAAGACUCCUGAAAUAGUUAUCCGCUGGCAUACAGUCAUUCCAUGAGACAGUUCAAUGUUUUACACAUUUAAAACAUAGAUUAUAUCAUUUUAAAUGUGUCUAAGAUUUGCAUGAGAACUCAAACUCAAAUGGGUUUCUACAGAUUGCCAUUUCUGAAGGAUCUUAUGGUGCAAAUGAAGGGAGUAUAAAGUUAUCAGUGAUUGGAUGCCUUCCAGCCAAUCAGAGUAACACAACCAAUCAAAAUACUGCUUUACCCAUGUGUGUUCUGACUCUAGCCCAACCUGUCAGUGUCUGGGACCAAUCAGAACGAUAAGAAUGUGUUUGCAUUCUAGGCACUGUCAGACAGAGUGCGGAAAAGACCCGUCAUGUAGAAGAGACAUUAAACAUCUCUGGAGUUCAGCUAGAGUGGUGAAUUUGGGUUGCCAGGCAAGAUUAGGAUUAUUUUUCAUUACUCUUUCUUUAUCAUUGAGAAUGAUCACGAGGCUGAUCUGUGUGACUGUGACGUUUCUUUUUAUCAAUAUUAAUCUAAAAAACAUUCAUGUAUAUUAAUCUAUUAAAUCUCUUACUGAAUGAUUCAUCUGAAUGAAUGUAUGUUAUAUUAGAAAGUUCUUCAACAAUUAAGCAUUGACUAAAUUGACAGAACAAUAUUAAAGAUCAUACAU
Messenger RNA from Esox lucius (northern pike), 2598 nucleotides. Its product is annotated as dickkopf-related protein 2. The record is from RefSeq and is a predicted model, not a curated record. Gene Ontology annotation, biological process: multicellular organism development; negative regulation of canonical Wnt signaling pathway. The transcript has 4 exons. Gene Ontology annotation, molecular function: co-receptor binding; receptor antagonist activity. Lineage: Eukaryota; Metazoa; Chordata; Actinopteri; Esociformes; Esocidae. The coding region runs from base 590 to 1348 and encodes 252 amino acids. Gene Ontology annotation, cellular component: extracellular region.